AUGACCUUCGAACCUCAUCUGCAUUGGUCAUUCAAUAACGAACACGUCCUUCUACCCAGCAUCGUGCUGACGUCAUUUGGAAACUUUGUGGUAGCCUUACUGUUAAUUGUCAGCAUAUGUCUCUUGGAGAGAUAUCUAACGUUUCUGCUUGAGAAGCAAUGCAGUCCCCGAUUCUUCAAAUUGUCACGGAUAUCUUUCGCUUUUUGGAGGACUGGCCUAUAUUCCAUAGCCACCUUGCUUAGAUUAUGCUAUAUGCUCGUUGCAAUGACAUUUCACCUUGGGCAUCACCGUAAAAUAUCAGCUAUCUUGACAUAUCUUGAUGCGUUACGACAGGUCAUCACUCUUUCUGCAGCCCAAUUUAUCAUCGAGCUGCGCAAUUUACCAAAAGCACGCGACGUUUAUCCCCAUCAGAAAUACGAAUCGAUCUCGCGGCCACUGCUAUCGGACGAAGAACAAACCUACCCUCCCAGGACCGUCAAGACGCGUCCCCGAUCUAAAUCAAAGCCUGACGACAUAUUUAUACAUCCGACGCAAUCCAAUAUUGCUCGAGCUGAUGCUGUUGCUCUAGAGAUGGGUUUAGGUGGAGAAACUGAGAGGGUACAAGCUAACACCUACCCACGGGAAGAGUCUGGAUGGGAGGUUGGGAAAGGCAGGGAUAUGGCACGGGAAUUGCUUUUGGGUUCUAAAGAAAAGAAAAAAUCACGCGAGUCGUUCUACAUCAACGACUCGGACUCGGAUUCAUCUCAGAGAUGA
This is a messenger RNA of Psilocybe cubensis, 753 nucleotides long. RefSeq lists its product as uncharacterized. The transcript is spliced from 5 exons. Bases 1 to 753 code for a protein of 250 amino acids. Lineage: Eukaryota; Fungi; Basidiomycota; Agaricomycetes; Agaricales; Agrocybaceae. The record is from RefSeq and is a predicted model, not a curated record.